AUGGCGAGGCAAGCUGGGAAGCAGAAUUGUGGGAGGGUUGUGUUAGUUUCAUUCCUCGCUCUUUUAGCUGCCGGACUUGUUGGAGAUUUCCUUUGGGCUUCUUCUCAUCCUUUCUCCUCCGUUGGGAUGUCUCUUCCCUCCUCUGUUACCACCGUGAUCGGACAACUUCCUCCUAAUACCAAUGUAACUGGUAUGGUAACGGAUGGGAGAUACAUCUACAUUGUCACUGGUCAAUAUGGUCCUCAAUGUAGAGGGCCUACAGCUAAAACAUUUGUGCUCGACACUGAUACAAAUUCCUGGAGUGACUUUGUUCCUUUACCAGUUCCUAGGUAUGCUCCAGCUACUCAGCUUUGGCGAGGUAGACUCCACGUAAUGGGUGGAAGCAAGGAGAAUAUGCAUACAGCAGGGCUUGAACACUGGAGUAUUGCAGUAAAAGAUGGGAAAGCAUUGGAAAAAGAGUGGAGAAGUGAAAUUCCAAUCCCUCGUGGAGGACCUCACAGAGCAUGCGUAGUAGUGGAUGACCGGCUUUUUGUCAUUGGAGGUAAGGAAGGUGAUUUCAUGGCUAAACCAGGAUCUCCCAUCUUCAAAUGCUCACGUCGUAUGGAG
This is a messenger RNA of Capsella rubella, 606 nucleotides long. RefSeq names its product kelch repeat-containing protein At3g27220-like. NCBI's taxonomy places the organism in Eukaryota, Viridiplantae, Streptophyta, Magnoliopsida, Brassicales, Brassicaceae. Gene Ontology annotation, molecular function: protein binding. The record is from RefSeq and is a predicted model, not a curated record. The annotation marks the transcript as partial. The transcript has 4 exons.